GUCGCCGCCGCUGCCGCCGCUGAUGGGUCGGGACACACGCUCGCGCUCGCUGUUCCGGGGUCGCGGGGGACGAAGGCAGCGGAGCCGGAAUAGAAGUCGGAGUGGGAGCCAUGGGCGGCGAAGCCGGCGGCGCCGGGAGGACGAGGGGCGGCGCGGGCGGAGGCGGCGGAGCCGGGAGCGCAGGUCGGAUUCAGAGGAAGAACGAUGGCAACGACGGGGACGGAGAAGUCAGAGCCCGCCACCAAGGUGGCACUCACGGGACCAGUCCUCCCGGUCUGACUCGGGGGACGAGCGACAGAGGGGCAGGUGGACCUGCCGCCAGCGGACACGCUCUUGGUCCCUGGGCUCCUCGGCGUCAAGCUCAGCAUCCCCGGACCGCUCCCAGAGCCCUCAGGAGGCGGCAGCUGCGACCCUAAACCAGCAGCAGAACUUGCAGGAGCAGCUGCGGCUGCGGGAGGAGCGGAAGCAGCAGGAGGAGCUGAUGAAGGCCUUCGAGACGCCGGAGGAGAAGCAAGCCCGGCAGUUAGCCAAGAAAGAGGCCAAGGAGAGGAAGAAGCGAGAGAAGAUGGGCUGGGGGGAGGAGUACAUGGGGUACACCAACACCAACAACCCCUUCGGCGACAACAACCUCCUAGGCACCUUCAUCUGGAACAAGGCCCUGGAGAAGAAGGGGAUCGGCCACCUGGAGGAGAAGGAGCUGAAGGAGCGCAACAAGAGGAUUCAGGAGGACAACCGGCUGGAGCUGCAGAAGGUGAAGCAGCUGCGGCUGCAGCGGGAGCAGGAGAAGGCCAUGUGGGAGCAGGAGCUGGAGCUGCUGCAGCGGGAGAAGGAGGCGGAGCACUUCAAGACCUGGGAGGAGCAGGAGGACAACUUCCACCUCCAGCAGGCGAAGCUGCGCUCCAAGAUCCGCAUCCGGGACGGGCGGGCCAAGCCCAUCGACCUGCUGGCCAAGUACAUCAGCGCCGAGGACGACGACCUGGCCGUGGAGAUGCACGAGCCCUACACCUUCCUCAACGGGCUCACCACGGCCGACAUGGAGGACCUGCUGGAGGACAUCCAGGUGUACAUGGAGCUGGAGCAGGGCAAGAACGCGGACUUCUGGCAGGACAUGACCAUCAUCACAGAGGACGAGAUCUCCAAGCUCCGCAAGCUGGAAGUGUCAGGCAAGGGGCCAGAUGUGACAAGGGUGUGGAGCAUGCCCUCCCCCACUACGCUGCCACUUACCUGCCACUGCUGCUCGUCCUGGUGGCCAACCCCAUCCUCUUCCAAAAGACAGUGACCACAGUGGCCUCUUUACUAAAAGGAAGACAAGGCAUCUAUACAGAGAAUGAGAGACGGACGGGAGCUGUGCUCAAGAUCCGAUUUUUCAAAAUAAUGCUAGUUCUGUUUCUUUGCUGGUUGCCAAAUAUCAUCAAUGAAAGCCUUUUAUUCUAUCUUGAAAUGCAACCGGAUAUCAAUGGAGGCGCCUUGAGAUCUGUCAGAAAUGCAGCCAAGACCACGUGGUUUAUUAUGGGAAUCCUGAAUCCAGCCCAGGGGUUUCUCUUGUCUCUGGCCUUCUACGGCUGGACAGGGUGCAGCCUGGCUCUUCAGAACCCCAGGAAGGAGAUGCAGUGGGAAUCGAUGGUGACCUCAGCCACCCAGCCAGCGUCCUGCCCGGUGGGGUCCGGACCCCGCGCAAAGGGCGCCCCCGGGAAGAUGGCGCCUGGCGGUGGGCACACGUUGGAGGAGACCCCGAGCGUGCUGUCUGAAG
Molecule: messenger RNA, 1750 nt
Organism: Choloepus didactylus (southern two-toed sloth)
Lineage: Eukaryota; Metazoa; Chordata; Mammalia; Pilosa; Megalonychidae
Product: cactin-like
Exons: 10
Coding region: 23-1279 (418 amino acids)
Biological process (GO): negative regulation of innate immune response; mRNA cis splicing, via spliceosome
Cellular component (GO): cytoplasm; spliceosomal complex
Source: RefSeq, a predicted model, not a curated record